Messenger RNA from Arabis nemorensis, 726 nucleotides. NCBI's taxonomy places the organism in Eukaryota, Viridiplantae, Streptophyta, Magnoliopsida, Brassicales, Brassicaceae. The record is from the annotation of a GenBank genome assembly.
AUGUCUUAUAAUCAGCCAGUUGAUUGCAAGAUCCCUGAUGGUCUAAAUGUUGGUGAUGUUUCGAACAACAUUAAAAAGGCACUUAAAGAUUGCGGUUACAACAAGGCUAGUGUUUGGAUCAAGGCUUAUGGUGAGAAACAGAUCAGAUCAAAGAUGAGAGAUGGAACUGAGAGAGUAAAUAAGAUUUCUUUUGACAUAUGUUAUGUUUGUCUUGGGAGACAUAGAGAGUUCAUCGAGGCGCUUUGUGGAUUGAGAAGGAGAGAUAUUAAACCCCUUGUUUGCCAGCCUCGAAUUGCAGCGGGAUUGCUACUUGUUCCUGCAACUAAAGUCUGGCGUUGGGACAGUCUAGCUUUCGGAGGACCCCCUAUUCCGGACACGGAAUGCAUUGAGCUCUCUCGAGUGAAACAUCGUCGUAGUUAUUAUAAUGGAUUCGUACAGGGACGAUUUAGUGAUGAAGAGGUAGAUGAUGAGGUAGAAGAAGCAUCGAAGUCGGAAGAAGAAAGUCUUGAACCGCAAUCUACUUCUUCGGCUUCUCAUCAAUCAUUUCCUCCGGAGUACAUGUCCAAGAUCCAAAGACUUAACGAUAUGGUUCAAGAACGUGAUGCGAAGAUCGUGGAAAUGGAGAAGAAGCAAGAGGAGUUGGAGAAUGCACACAAAUCUAUGCGUGAGGAGCUGAACGAGAUGAAAGAAACUAUGGAGGCUAAAUUCUCCGAGCUAUUUAAGUAG